CUCAAAGCCCAGACACCGGGGAACGUGGAGGAGCUGAGGUGUCUGCAGGUUAUCAACAGGCAGCAGGAGAGCUCCAACCUGGAGGAGCUGAUCAGCAACCAGUCCUGCCUCAAGUUGGCCAACACCAUCAAAGCCUACGUGGCCACGGUGACGGAGGACGUUAUCCGCAGGAGCGCGGUGAAGGAGGCCCGGCGGAGCUACUUCAACACCUCGGAGGGGCAGGUGCCCUCCAAAACAGCCGGCAAACCCUCGGCACAUCUCACCCUCCGCCCGCAGAGCCUGGCCCAGGAUGGCAACUCCAAGCGCUUUGGGAACCUCUCCCAGUCCUGCCGCCACGCCAUCGCCCGCUGGGAGGACAGCACCAUCCACUCACACCUGCAGAACAUCACCUACCGAGAUGGUCGCCUGCGAGUCAACCAGGCGGGCAAGUACUAUGUCUACUCCCAGAUCUACUUCCGCUACCCCAGCGACGGGGCCAGCGCCCAAGUCUCCGUCCCCCAGCUCGUGCAGUGCAUCAACUGGAAGACCUCCUACAGCCAACCCAUCCUCCUGCUCAAAGGGGUGGGCACCAAGUGCUGGGCACCUGAGGCAGACUAUGGCCUCCACGCUCUCUACCAGGGGGGACUCUUUGAGCUGAAGGCCGGUGACGAGCUCUUUGUCUCUGUCUCCUCCUUGGCCAUCGACUACAACGAUGCAGCUGCCAGUUACUUUGGGGCUUUCCGGCUCGACCUGUGACAGCCACCACCACCUCCCACCUUCCUGCU
This is a messenger RNA of Antrostomus carolinensis (chuck-will's-widow), 764 nucleotides long. RefSeq names its product tumor necrosis factor ligand superfamily member 10. Gene Ontology annotation, molecular function: tumor necrosis factor receptor binding. The annotation marks the transcript as partial. The transcript is spliced from 4 exons. Gene Ontology annotation, cellular component: membrane. NCBI's taxonomy places the organism in Eukaryota, Metazoa, Chordata, Aves, Caprimulgiformes, Caprimulgidae. Gene Ontology annotation, biological process: immune response. The record is from RefSeq and is a predicted model, not a curated record.